This is a messenger RNA of Vigna unguiculata (cowpea), 946 nucleotides long. Its product is annotated as ribonuclease 3-like. NCBI's taxonomy places the organism in Eukaryota, Viridiplantae, Streptophyta, Magnoliopsida, Fabales, Fabaceae. Gene Ontology annotation, biological process: RNA catabolic process. The record is from RefSeq and is a predicted model, not a curated record. Gene Ontology annotation, cellular component: extracellular region. Gene Ontology annotation, molecular function: RNA binding; ribonuclease T2 activity.
CUGGCCUAUAAAAACAUUACUUUGUUAAUUAUCUUUCAUUGUGUGUUUGCUUGUGAAGUGCCAAAAACUCAAUUAUUUGAGAGGAAGCAGGCAUCAAAGAUGAAACUCAACUUUUGUAUUAUAUCCAAACUUCUGAUACUGCAAUGUCUAUCAGUUGCAUGCCUUUCUCAGGACUUUGAUUUCUUCUACUUUGUUCAGCAGUGGCCAGGAGCAUACUGUGACACAAGGCAGAGCUGCUGUUAUCCUAAGACUGGGAAACCUUCUGCAGAUUUCAGCAUUCAUGGACUUUGGCCUAACUACAAUGAUGGCUCAUGGCCCUCAAACUGUGACCCUGACAGUGUCUUUGAUAAAUCUCAGAUCUCAGAGCUUAUAAGCAGCAUGGAGAAGGAGUGGCCAUCUCUGAGUUGCCCAAGUAGCAAUGGCAUGAGGUUCUGGUCACACGAAUGGGAAAAACAUGGCACGUGUGCACAAUCUGAGCUUGAUCAAACCGAGUACUUUGAAGCAACUCUCAAACUCAAGAAAAAACUAAACCUCCUUAAGGUCCUCAACAAUGCAGGGAUUCAACCAGAUGAUGAAUUUUACACUCUAAAUAGCAUAAUAAAUGCUAUAAAAGAGGGCACUGGGUUUACCCCUGGAAUAGAGUGUAACAGAGAUUCAGCUCAUAACAGUCAACUCUACCAAGUUUACAUGUGUGUGGACACUUCUGGGUCAGAUUUUAUUGAGUGCCCUUUGCUUCCAAAGGGUAAAUGUGGUGAACAAGUUCAAUUUCCCAAGUUUUGACAAAAUUUAUUUCAUUAUGUUAAUCAUGUUUUUCCUUCUUAUUCUUGUCUAUCACAUGUUCACCAAUAUAAAUUGGUUGAGGUGAUUUUAAUUAGAUCAUGUCACAACCUUAAUCACACUCGCCCAUUCAUAUAAUCUCACUUAUUCUUCAUGAUGUUGUGGAUCA